Messenger RNA from Miscanthus lutarioriparius, 981 nucleotides. Lineage: Eukaryota; Viridiplantae; Streptophyta; Magnoliopsida; Poales; Poaceae. The record is from the annotation of a GenBank genome assembly.
AUGGCCUUCCACGUUGGUACAAGGUCCUCCUGGGACAGGGAAAACCCAUACUGUUAUCAACAUUACUAUGCUGCUUUGCUCAAGAAGCUUGCUCCUGAAAGUUACAAGCAACUGAAAGGCCGUGAGCAGCAGCUAUCACAGGAGAUUGCCUAUCUUCAAAGGGAACUCAAUAUGGUUGCAGCGGCUCGGCUGGUAGAUAGAUCCCAGGGUUCAGUAGGGGUUGAUCCUGAUGUUCUUGCUCAAAGGGAUCGUAACCGUGAUAUUCUGCUUCAGAAACUUGCUGCAUUAGUUGAAAGCAGGGAUAAAAUAUUGGUGGAGAUGUCACAGCUGCUGAUAUUAGAAAUCAGGAAUGCUAAAACAGACUUACAACUAUGUCAAGUAGCGGGCAAUAUUCAUGAAGCGCAGUUUACAUUGCGUUUGUAUGAGGCUAUGGCCUAUGAGCACCUUCAGAAGUUCCUGAAAGCUAAUGGUGCCAAGAAGGUUUCUGUUGGUAUAAUCACACCAUAUAAGUUGCAGUUGAAAUGCCUUCAGCAGGAAAUUAAGGAUGUUAUGAAUACUAAGGAAGGGGAGGAUACCUACAUAAAUACAGUUGAUGAUGCUUUUCAAGGCCAGGAGCGUGACGUCAUUAUUAUGUCAUGUGUCCGUGCUUCAAACCAUGGUGUGGGUUUCGUUGCUGAUAUACAAUGUAUGAACGUAGCUCUAACUCAAGCUAGGAGAGCUCUAUGGGUUGUUGGUAAUGCUAAUACUCUCAUGCAGUCUGAGGACUGGGCAGCACUAAUAGCGGAUGCAAAGGCCAGGAAAUGUUUUAUGGACCUGGAUAGCAUUCUCAAGGACUUCUUACCCAUGAAAGUUCCAUCUAAUACACCAGGUAGGAAUUCUUCCAACAACAUCCGGAACAUGAGGACUGGUGGUGGACCUAGACAAGACACUUGGACAUGUUCUCAGAACCGAGGGCUGGUACAUGAACAUGAGGCCGGAUGA